AUGGCACCAGCAGAUGUGUUUAUUCUUUCAUCUUCCCCCCUCCAAAAACCGUUUCAAUCGCACGCAAUGUCCUCGUCACCACUACCAUCUCCCAGUGAAUUGUUUAAGCAGAAAAGACCCUCCGCGAUACCGACUGGAAGUCGCGCUGCUUCGAUCCCUCUCAACUCUCCAAUAUCAUUUACUAGUGCGGCGACACUUCUCAAUGAAUCGAGACAAAAAAGUCCACCAGAUGCGCAAUCGAAUAAACCCACCAAAUCAAAGGGAACCAAGAAGAAGGAUGGCAGCUCCGAGUUGUUGGAAUUGUUAGACAAAGCGAAAGUCACAAAACCACGAGCAAAAAGGGCGAGUCUCGGCAAGAAGAAGGAUUUAAUUGAUGGAGAACCCGCAAAGGUCCCACGGAAGACUAUUACCAAGAAAGACAAUGCACUACUAGAUGGAGUAGAAACGACCAAACCAAAAUCAUCGCGCGCAAAGAAGGUCGUGGCGGAAGAUGGGGAAGAGAAGAUACCGGUCCCACGAAAACCACGGGCAAAAAAAGCUACCAAGGACGAUGUUGGUGACGAGCGUGCCAAAGAAAAACCUGCGCGAAAACCAAGAGCAAAGAAAUCCGAAGGUGGCCAAACGAAAAUAGUCAAGGGAAGGGUCACAAAGAAAUCGGCAGCAGCAGCAAGUGAUAAGGCAGAAGGGAAAUUGAAAUCAAUAAGCAAAGAUUCCGCUACCGAGAAAAUCUCCAAACCACCCAAUUCUCCUGUACAUUACGGAUUACCUAAGGCAGUGAAGAGACGAACGGACUGGUCACCUCCAACGGCGUCAAUAACAAGUAGGCCACUUUCUCCGACCUCGGAGCCUGUAGAAGCAGAGAUAGUCCCUCCUGAUUCGAGGCCGUCACCUUUAGCCAGUAAGGGAUUUGGCAAUCUCCUUGGAGACUAUGGUUCUACGCAAAGUUCGGUUUUGGCAGUGCAGAGAAAGGUAUCAGACGAAGGAGGAACUAGAAAACGAAAAAUGAUUGAGUUGAUCAAGACAAACAUUUCAGCUGCUUCCAAUGCACCUGUAGAGACUCCUCCAAAAGCCAAGGCACCAAGGAAAAAGGCAAGGACCAUCACUGAUCUUGCGACGUCCGCAUACGCAGCAGUAGAGAGUGAUGCGCCUGUGGAAUCGGCGCCACUACUCCAGUAUUUUUCUCCUACAGGUAUCAAUGGCACCACCAAGGAAUCGACGAAAGCUCGUUCAAAGACAGCUUCCAAGGGAACAAAGGCAAAGAAAGAUGCCAUCCAAGCUCCAGUACUACUUUCGCCAACGUCUGCUCUAGGUCAAGUUCGAAAUCAGGAUUUCGUUUUUGGUACUUCAAGUCAACUGGCGAGGGAGGAGUCACCAACUUACCUUCGAGAUUUGCAGAUGGCCAUGCAGGAAUCUAAUCAGAUGAUGCAUGAUCCUUUCCACGAUUCAUUUAAUGAUCCAUUUGCAGAUUCUGUUCCAGAGCCGUCUGCACCCGCUCCUUCGAAAGUUAGAAGGAAGGACCCCAAAGGCGCUUUAUGGGCUGCUGCGGCUCGUGAUGCCAGUGGGUCUUUGCUAGAUGUAGAAGUAGUGGACUUGAUAGACUCUCCUGUUGUAAGCAAAACCGGUGGCAUUCUGGAAGCUGCAGCUCAGUUGUUAGCGGAGGACGAGUGGCAGGAUGUUGAAGUAGUGUUGCCUAAAUCGCCAACGAAAGCUGGUCAUGAACCCGAAGCUUCAACAGAUUUGCAACCAAAUAGUCCCAAAGCGAAAGCCCCUACAAAAACUUCAUCUCCUAAGCGUCCCAAGGUACUGAAAGACAAGGACGUUGCCGCUGCGCCUACCAAGACAACCAAGAAGACUGCCAAACCCAAGGUACUUGAAAUGCCAGAUUUCGAGGGUUUUACAACGGUACAGUUGGCAUCACAAUUAGCAUCAUAUCAUUUCAAGCCCGUCAAGAGUCGGACGGCGAUGAUUUCAUUGCUUGAACAAUGUUGGGAAGGGGUCAAUCGAACAGCUCUCCAGGAAAUGGCGACAAACACCAAACCAUCAUCUCCCAAAAAAUCUUCUAAAUCUGCAACAGAAGCAAGUCAAUCUAAAGCGACAACACCAAAGAAGGCUGUAGGGAGACCAAGGAAAGACAGUUCUGUAAGCACCAAAGCUUCACCCACAAAAUCAAAGGCCAAAUCCAAAGCCAGGUCUGUAAAAGAGAAUGAAAAAGAUACAUCCUCCGACUCCGACAUUCCACUCUCCACACUCCGAACCCCAGCCAAAAUCAAAAAAGCCCAAAAAGCACUCCUCCAAGCCUCUCGUCAGACCUCCCCACGUCGUCAAACCAAAACACCACCCCACUCCCUCCAACAGCUCUCCCAAGACUCAACCAUCGGUGCAGACCUCACCCCCGCAUCCGACCAAGCAACACUCUUCAAGCACAUCACCCUCGCCAUCAAAUCGCUCCCGCCAUCCCGGGAUGCCCAGGGCGACCCGAAUUGGCAGGAGAAGAUCCUCAUGUAUGAUCCGAUUGUGAUUGAGGAUCUGACUGCGUGGUUAAAUACGGCGGGUGGUGCGUUGGAGAAGAGCGGGUGGGAUGCGGAGGUGGAGGUUAAGGAGGUGAAGAAGUGGUGUGAGGGGAGGGGGAUCUGUUGUCUUUGGAAGGAGAAUUUGAGGGGGGGGAGUAGGGCGAGGUAUUAG
Molecule: messenger RNA, 2682 nt
Organism: Hymenoscyphus albidus
Lineage: Eukaryota; Fungi; Ascomycota; Leotiomycetes; Helotiales; Helotiaceae
Source: the annotation of a GenBank genome assembly